AUGGGUAAAAAGAUUCAAAAAAAGAAACCAUCAACUGCAUUUAAAUUAAUUGAUAAAGAUGAAGAUUUUUUUAGCGAAAAAGCAGAACUUGCAUUAAGAGAAAUUUUUUCAAGAUACGAUUUGGAUAAAGACCAAUGUUUAAGUGAAAAAGAAUUAGAUAACUUUGCAAUUGGUUGUAAUGGUAAACCAUUUGAUAAGGUUUCAAUUGAAGAGAUUAAGGAAAAUUUUGAUGUAAAUGAUAAAGGUUGGUUAUCAAUUAGAGGUUUCCUUGAAAUGUAUUAUAUGCAAACUUUAUCAGAACCAACCGAAACCUGGAAAGAUAUCAAUAAACAUGGUUAUGAUAUGAAAUGUAAUUUAAUUAAAAAAGAUGAAGAACAACAAAAUAAAGAG
Dictyostelium purpureum is the source of this 390-nucleotide messenger RNA. RefSeq lists its product as uncharacterized. Gene Ontology annotation, molecular function: calcium ion binding. The annotation marks the transcript as partial. NCBI's taxonomy places the organism in Eukaryota, Evosea, Eumycetozoa, Dictyosteliales, Dictyosteliaceae. The transcript has a single exon. The record is from RefSeq and is a predicted model, not a curated record.